AUGGAGGAACCAUCAGAAGAUUUCAUAGAGAUAGUUGUUAUUUUAGCAAAAGAAGAAGAACAGAACCGACUGAUACCUUCAUAUGAUAGACCUCGGUCACUUGCAAAACAACGAUUUAAACAAUGUGCUAGCACUGAUAAAGUAGCACUCGUAUCAUGGCUACUCUUUUUAAUGAUAAAGGGUACUUAUCCCACUAUUCAAGAUAAAGCAAUACGAUUACUUGAUCGAUUGAUACGAAAAGGAGGAAAAGAGUUUAUCGUAUCAUUGCCACAACCAAUAGUUCAAGCUAUCAACGUUGAAACUCAAGAGUUGCUUAGCAGUUGUAAGGAGCAGAGCUGUACUGAUAAUUUUGUAUAUUAUUCAUUUGAUAUCAUGCAAGCACUCUCACAAAAUCAAGGCGAUCAAGAAGAAGAAGAAGAAUACAAAGACAUGGCGGCAACAAAGAGUUUCCAUCCAAAAAAAUAUUUGACCUUUUGUUGUAUGUGGCCACAAAGUCUCCCCGUUAUGCAUUUAACUAUACCGAUAACCACAUUGAAAGAAUCAUUAGGCUUACACAAGUCAAGGAUUGUGGGUCACCAGAGGAGGAGGAGGAGUGGUCAAAGAACAACUCCAAGAUUGACAUUGACAAUGUCAACUUUUACUCAUACAAAUUUCCAAAAAAAAUUCAACAAACCAAUCAAUGGUUACAAUGAAGAAAAUUACAACGAUGAUGACAACCAAGACGAAUACGACGACGACGAUGAUGAAGAAGAUAGUGAUAGUGAUAGUGAUAGUGAUAAAGAUUCUGAUGAUGAAAAUAAGAAGAAGAAAAGAAAAACUAGAGACGAUGAUGAUGAUGAUGAUGAUGAUAAUGAUAUGUACGAGGAGAAAGGAGACAUUCAAACUUAUUCAAUAUUUCAACAAUUUGCCAAAGUAUGUGGUAAACAUUUUGAAGGACCAAUUUUCAAACAAUUCAACUCCCUGUCCAACAACAACAACAACAAUUCUAAAAAAAGCUAUCUCGCUUUGAUGAGCUUUUCUCAAUCUUGUAGAUCCAACAAAUUCAUUCGUAAUAGUAUUACAAAACAAUUUCCAACUAUUUUAAAAUUGGUAUUAAAAUUUAUAGAUGAUGAAAAUAUAAGAGUUAGAUGGGCAUCAUUACAAUGUUUAAUUCAAUUAUCACUAUUUAGAGUAUUGAUGAUUGAUGAACAACUCUUUGCUGAUGCUGCCCUUGGAAAAUCAAUUCAUGAUCCAAAUGAAUGCAUCCAAAGUCGUUAUUGUAUAUUGGUUAAAAUCAUGACCACACGACCAAUGAUGUCUGCAAUUGGUUUGGAUGGGUUAUUUAAUUGGUUUGAAAUACUACUUGGAUCAUCAAUACUAAAUGUUGUUGAAAAUACAUUUUUAUCAUUGAUAUCAGUUAUAGAAACAACUCAUUGGCAAUCUCAACCAUCAGGAUUUAAACCUUAUUAUGACAAAAUUGUACCCAUUUUAUUUUCAUUGUUGGGGAAAUAUAUUGAACAGGAAAAAGAAUCAAAAGUAUUAACUUAUGUAAUCAAGACAUUUGCAAUGUGUGGAACAGCGCUGGUUGACGUGAAAAAGACUUUGUUUUCAAAAGAUUUGUACAAGUUUAUGGUGUUUGUCAAAAAGAAUGAAACCAAGUCUUUUGAUCUGGUCGUCCAACUUUUCAACCAAACCGAUUCAUUUAUUAAAUCGAUUGGCAAGUCAUUUGCAAUGUAUUUACCAAUGGUCGUCAAGAUGAUUGCAAAUAUACUAGAAAGACCAUUACCCAAUCGAGGCAGAGAUGUGACUCCACACCUCAAGAAAGCAAUGCCAACACUCAAAGGAUUGAGAACCAUCAUGAUGAAUGGAUCGGUAUAUGAACCAUUGGCGCCAUUUGUUGUGCAUAGUUUGGUUGGUCCACUGCUUAAAUUGGCAAUUCAUCCUUGGUUUCAAAUUGAUUCGCUUCACUGUUUACUUGGUUGUCUUGCACUGUCUAAACUGCAUUUUGGUGUGCGCAGCGAAAAGACACUCGAACUAUUUGCCAAGAUAUACGAUUCAGUGCUAUGUAUAGGGCCAGAGAGAGAGAUCGCAGACCGCAUCACCAUAGCGACAUGCCUCAUCAAAACGAUGGAAACCGAUGCGAUGAGUAUUGAUCAAGUGCAAGCUACCUUGGACGUAUUUUGCAAGGUCGAGAAAUUGGAGCAGCAGUCUGGAACAUUUAGCGACAACAGCUUGUUUGAAGGGGUGCUCGAGAUGAUUAGCCAGAUGAUCGAAUUAAACAGUGUCGUCGCAUCACCCCUCAUCGCUUCUAAUAUAUUGGACACUUUGUGUAAAAAGCUCCUUUGCACUACAAAUCGGAGAGCCAAGAAGGUCAUCAUCGUCUUUAUGAACCAAUACUGCAUGUUUGGUGGUGAUGUUGCUGUCGACACAUUUCCACAGAUCAUACCAACAUUGAUCCAGUGUCUGACACAAUCCGAUGACAUCGACAAUGUUAUCAGAUACACAGCUUCAUUUGCACUUGCAACGGCAGCACAGUUUUCCAAGGAUAGAUUCGUACCUUGGGUCACGGACGUGUUACAAGCCUUUGACCCCAUAAUGUCUGUUCCAAAAACGCCGUUUUGUAUACACGGUUUGGAGGAACUUCCCAUCUCGAGUAUCGGUAGAAUCAUCCGAUAUGUUCCACUGGCCACCAGCCAACUGCUAGCAGUCAUUCCAAAAUGGAUAAAUAAUCUACUCGUCACAGAAUUCCGUGGAAUGGGUUUCGUUGAUAAUUUUUGUGCCAUUAUCCGUCUAUACACCAACGAAUGUUUAGAAUCAUUUGAAAAGAAUUGGGAUAGUAUUCCACCAGCUACAAGGAAAACAAUAUCAGAUUGCCAUUAA
Molecule: messenger RNA, 2859 nt
Organism: Cavenderia fasciculata
Lineage: Eukaryota; Evosea; Eumycetozoa; Acytosteliales; Cavenderiaceae
Exons: 7
Coding region: 1-2859 (952 amino acids)
Biological process (GO): protein import into nucleus
Cellular component (GO): nucleus; cytoplasm
Molecular function (GO): nuclear import signal receptor activity
Source: RefSeq, a predicted model, not a curated record